Messenger RNA from Maudiozyma saulgeensis, 1782 nucleotides. NCBI's taxonomy places the organism in Eukaryota, Fungi, Ascomycota, Saccharomycetes, Saccharomycetales, Saccharomycetaceae. The record is from the annotation of a GenBank genome assembly.
AUGCAGACACUAUCUGAAGAAUAUAGACCAUCUAUUGACAAACAAAGGGAGGAAUGGUCAUCUAUUAGAAAACAUAUAACAGAUGUAAUGGAAAAUUUGCAUAAUAGGGAUGCCUUAGAUACAUAUCGAGAGAUAUUUAAUAGUAAUAUUGUACGUGGCGAGGACAUUUUGAUUAGCAUUGUAUUAACAGGUAAAUAUAACCCAAGAGGACUUGCUUUACUGGUAAGUAACAUUAAUGUUGAUUUUCCUGAAUUUGGUCAAUCACUUAUAAAUGAAUGUGUUAGAAGAUUCGUCUUUUAUUUUAAGAAGGCCAAAUAUCACGAAUGUUUUCGAAUGAUGAUAUUAUUAUCUCAAUUUUACAACUAUGAUAUAGUUCAUAUGGUGGUCAUUCUCUAUGCCUUACAAUCAAUGUCUGAAGAAAUAGAGAACACAAAAGAUAAGGGAAGACGAGAAGCAAGUAUGUCACUCAUUUGUGCAACUUUAAUGAAUUGUGGUAAGAAAUUAUUGGAUUCUAGUGAAGAGAUUCAUAAUCAAUUGUUAGAUCAAUUAAGGCAAUUAUUGCAAAAUAAUCGUAAUUUAUCCUCAGCGACAAUAUAUUCCAUCGAACAAGUUCUCGAGGUUAGGCAAAAACAAUAUAAAGACAUUCCAGAACAAGAAUUGUUAGAGAAACCCUUCCCUAUUGAAGACGAUUGGUCUGAACACGCUAUACUAGUGUUUAUCGAUCCAGAUUUCCUCAGUAUACAACCUAAUUUCAAACUAGGAGAGUUUGUUCCUACCAAAAAAUAUGAUCAAGAGGUCGAGAUGUUUAAUAUACUAAAUGAAAUUGCAAAGAAAAGAGUAAUGAAUGGAGAAGAAUUAAGAAAAGAGGAUACCGAGACUAUUGUUGUUCAUAAUAUGACGGAUUCAGAGGCUACUGAAUUUAAAAAGAAAAUAUAUCUUACUUUAAAAAGUUCAUUAUCUGGUGAUGAAGCUGCUCAUAAAUUAUUAAAAAUGAGGGUUCCAGACUCGGAUAAGCAAUCUGUUAGUGAGAUAUUAGAACGAUCAAUGAUUCAAGAAGCGACAUACUCAAAGUUUUACGGUCUUAUUACUGAAAAAUUGUUAAGUGCACAUAGAACAUGGAAAGAUGCUUUUAUCAUUACAUUUCAUAAAAGACUUAAUACUUUAGAUGAAUUAGAACCAAAUGAAUUAAGAAAUAGUGGUAAAUUUUGGGGUCAUCUAUUAAGUACAGAUUUAAUAGGAUUUGAAAUCCUGAAUGAUAUUAAAAUGACUGAGAAUGAUAGUACGGCUCAAUUAAGAAUUUUUGUUAAAUUUAUCUUUCAAGAAAUUGUGUUUGAAAUUGGUAUUAAUGAAUUAAGAGCCAGAUUAGAUGAAAGUUAUAUACAACCUUAUCUAAGUGGGUUAUUCCCAAAGGAGGAUCCCGAUGAUAUGAGAUACGCCAUUAAUUAUUUCACAGCGAUUAAUCUUGGUGUAUUGACUGAAGGUAUGAGACGUGAAUUACAAAUAUUAGACGAACAGACAGUAGGUGACACGUCUAGCGAUGAAGAAUCGGAAGAAGAAGAAGAAGAAGAAGAAGAACAACAACAACAACCAAAAGAGGAAGAACAACCUAAAGAGGAAAUACAGAAACGUACUUCAAGGUAUGAGCCUCAUCAACGUCAGGAAGGUAAUGAACAAAAACGCGAUUUGUCUAAGAGGCGCAGAUCUGUCACUCCACCACGCCGCCAAGCAAAUAAUAAGAGACGUAGAUCAGUGACACCACCAAGAAGAGGAAACAGAGGCUGA